AGCACGGGCGUCGGCGGAGUGGUGGAACAGCCACCACCACCUCCCAAGCAGGAGAGGAGGUUACUCCACGGAGGGAUAUAUAGCCAUUUUGGACCACAAAAGGGACCAUUCGAGCAUUUAUCUCUCGUUCAACCAACCUCUCGCCGUUUUCUCCACCUCCAUUACGCUCGGCGUGCAAGCCCCCCCAUCGCCGGCCUCUCGAUCACCAACCCUCACUGCCUGUUCUCCCACUGUUGUUGUUUCGUUUCACACACUUUUCCCCCACGGAAUGGCCACGCAACAGUCCCAAUCGAGCGCCGUGCUCACGUUCACGCUUCCACCGCCAGCUCUCGCAGCAGCAGAGCCCGCAUCUGCACCUGUCUCGACAUCCCGCGGAAAAAAGCGGCGGGCACCCGGCUCGGCCACGGGCGCAACACAUGCAGCGCCCGUGACUCUCCCCCCACCACCCACGCGCACCCGCAAGAUAAUCCAGAUGAACCCUGGGCCAUCCUCGUCCCCUCCGAGUUCGGGGAGCAGCAGCACAUCCACCACUACCACAACCACAACCCCCACCACCACAAAAUCCAAAACGCCAGCGACGAAAGCCAAGACCGCCGCUGCAAAGACGUCGACAACGACAUCGCCGAACUCGGCCGCCAGCACCUCGCGCAAGGUCGCGCGGAAAACCGCGCACAGCCUCAUCGAGCGGCGACGGCGAUCGAAGAUGAAUGCCGAGUUCGAAACGCUCAAGAAUCUUGUGCCCGCGUGCGGCAAGGGGGUCGAGAUGCACAAGCUGGCGAUUCUGCAGGCGAGCAUCGAGUACGUGCGGUACCUGGAGGGUUGCCUCAAGGAAUUGCAGAAGGCGGCGGGUGUGCAGAAUUGCUGUGCGCCGCCGGUGUUUUCGCCAAGGAGCCAGAGCGGCGAGGAGGAUGAGGACGAGGACGAGGAUGAUGUCGAUAUGGAUGCGGACCAGGAUACGAGGGAGCUGGAGAGGGAGGACGAGCUGGCGAGACAGCAGCGGGAACAAUUGGAGAUGCAGUUCCUGUUGCAGGAGCAGCAGCGACGGUACAGUCAGCCUGAGGACUACCCGACUUCGAACUACACCACCAAUCCGUCGUCGGUCGCCACGUCCCCCGAUUUUGCUCCCAUCCACUCUGCCGCCGCAUCACCGCUCUUCACCCUACCCCCCGCGCAUGGCAUAAGGCUUCCGUCGAUAUCGCCCAUGAUAUUCCCGCAGCCGCAGCCGCCAAUGCACAGUCCCUUGGAAGCCACGGCGGGUGCGUUGCUGCUGCUGGCCGAUGAGGGGCGGCGGGACGAGGCGGCGUGGAGGUUUAGGACAUCAACGUCCGGACGCGGGAUGAGUGUCCGGGAUUUGCUGAGUUCGUGAUUUUCAUGCGUUGGUUCUGCUUUUUGUGUGGGGGUAAUGGCGUUUUGCAUGGGCUGGAUUCUUUCUUCUUCUUCUGCUUGUUCUUUUGAUUAUUCCAUCUUUCUUUUCUUCUUCUUCAUAGACAAAAUGGCCCCAUAGAUGGCAUGUUAGAAAGAGCCGAUACGAGUG
This is a messenger RNA of Tricharina praecox, 1534 nucleotides long. RefSeq lists its product as uncharacterized. The transcript has a single exon. The coding region runs from base 269 to 1366 and encodes 365 amino acids. The record is from RefSeq and is a predicted model, not a curated record. Gene Ontology annotation, molecular function: protein dimerization activity. Lineage: Eukaryota; Fungi; Ascomycota; Pezizomycetes; Pezizales; Pyronemataceae.